This is a messenger RNA of Andrographis paniculata, 2440 nucleotides long. RefSeq lists its product as uncharacterized. The transcript is spliced from 10 exons. The record is from RefSeq and is a predicted model, not a curated record. Lineage: Eukaryota; Viridiplantae; Streptophyta; Magnoliopsida; Lamiales; Acanthaceae. Gene Ontology annotation, cellular component: nucleus. Gene Ontology annotation, molecular function: DNA-binding transcription factor activity, RNA polymerase II-specific; RNA polymerase II cis-regulatory region sequence-specific DNA binding. Gene Ontology annotation, biological process: regulation of DNA-templated transcription. The coding region runs from base 191 to 1957 and encodes 588 amino acids.
CGUGUAUGUGGUUUGUUAUUUCUCUCUCUUAGCUGUCUGUCUGUCUGUCUGUGUGUUUAAUCUGUGGAGUUUCCCGCUACUUCAUUCUCUCGUCAUUUUCAUUAAAACCUAGCCUAGCCUGGUGUCGGAGGAGGAGGAUGGACUGAGGUGGCCGACGGGAGCUAGAUUGGUGGAUCAUCUGGAGGGAGUCAUGAUCCAAGUCAAUAAUGAGUCCUGUACACCCGAGGCUGCCAAAGAAGUCAGAUUUACUUCACAUUCUUCAUUAUCUGAUAGCAGUUCUGAGAAUCUCACUCCAAGAUGCUCUUCUGUUUCGGGUUUCAAGAUUCACCGACGGUUUGGCCCAGCUAGACGUUCCUCCCAAGCUGGCUGGACAAAUGAGGAGGAUAAGCUACUCACUGAAGCAGUGCAAAGGUACAAUGGGAAGAACUGGAAAAAAAUAGCUGAAUGCAUGCCUGGCAGGACAGAUGUUCAAUGCCUGCAUCGUUGGCAGAAGGUCCUUAAUCCUGACCUUGUCAAAAGCCCUUGGACAAGGGAGGAGGAUGAAUGUAUUAUUGAGUUAGUGGGAAAGUAUGGCACUAAGAAAUGGUCAACAAUUGCAAAGUUGUUACCUGGUCGCAUUGGCAAGCAGUGCAGGGAGAGGUGGCAUAAUCACCUGGAUCCAGCAGUUAAAAAAGAUGCUUGGACUGAAGAGGAGGAAGCAAUUUUGGCACACUACCACCAUUUACUUGGUAAUAAAUGGGCAGAUAUUGCAAAGUUUCUACCUGGAAGGACUGAUAAUGCUAUAAAAAAUCACUGGAAUUGCACAUUGAAGAAGAAACCUGACUUAAAUAUGCCUCGUUUGUCUAUAUCAAAAUUGAGGGGAAAUGCAUAUACCCAUGCUUGCACUGAUGAAGGAAAAUUGGGACCUGCAGGAAGUUGUAGGAUGCCCUCUAGUCUCUUUGAACCUAGAUCCUCUAGCCCACAACAGGUUUCAUCGAACACAAAUGGUGCCCUUUCAGUGACAAUGGCUCUCGGGAAAUCUAAUCUUUCUGUGGAUUCUUCAGAGACAAAACCUUCUCUUGUAGGAAACAGCCGACAUCCUGGGGAAGUUCAAACUAAAGGGAAUCCAUUCACUCAAUUUCCAAGCAUCACAAUUGAUAGUUCAAGUGAACUUCCAUAUAUAGGAUGUGCUAACAAAACGAGAUCAUGGAAACCCCCAUUGAACUGCUUGUUACAAAACACAUUGGAUGCAUGCACUUGGAUUAGAACAGAUCCAUUCAGCCUUGAUGAUGUUCUUCCAGGAACAUAUGCAAGCACAAUAGAGUCUCCAAAAAGAACCCGGAAUAGUUCAUGUGUAACUGAUGAUAAGUCUGCCUGCUCUCCCGUUGACACUAAUUUAAGCUUGUCGUUAAGUGGAUAUGGCUAUGAGAAUGAGAAGGCUAAAAAAAGAGGCAGAGUCUGUGAAACACCUACAUCCAAUUUCACUGAUUAUUCCUGCACCCCGAAUUCUGCUGGCAAGAGCAUUCUUGUAGAGACUGAGCAUGUUAGCCAUCAUCUUUCUCCUUUCUAUCCCAUUAACUUGUCAUUGAGUAUAUCUAGUAGCAGGGGUAGUCCGGAGUCUCUGCUCAUGAGUUCUGCAAUGAGUUACCAGUAUACCUCUUCAAUCCUGAGAAAAAAUAAUUCGAGAUAUACUGAAAAUACAGGUUGCUCUAGUAAUUUCAGCACUCCAACAUGUACUACAUCUUGUGUUUCUGAUACUGAAGAUGCUGCAAAUGGGUUCAGCUCGAUGUGUGUGAAAGGCCGGUUGCAUUCUAGGGAUUCUGAUUCCGGAGCAUCAGUUUGUGGACAGGGUCUGGACCGAUGCCUAGAACAUGCAUUUGAUUUGGAGAGUGAUUCAAACAAUGUUAGAUGUACUCCUGGCUCUUCGACUCCUUCUUCAGAACUUGCCUUCAAUGCCAAAAUGAUGCUGACACCAUGAAGUUAUGAAAUCUGGUCUUGGGGACCUUCAAGCCUGUGGGAAAGCCGGAAUAAUUCUACUGAAGAUAAAUUCGGCAUAGUAAAAGGAAGCAUACAGAUGUUUUGGGGUGCUGCUCAGAAUGAACACUAUGGCUGCUUGCUUAUGAUAUGGUCUGAUCUCUUUGUUUUUUCAGUUACAGAAUAAAGGUUUGGGGUGUUGAAUUUAGAGCAUCUCUCUGAUUAAUAAGAAUCAUAAUAAUAAUAAUAAUUCCUGAAAUAUAGAGGUAGUAAUAAGAAAUUCAACCUGCCCAAGUGUUGAUGACUGCUGCAGGGAUUUGGAUUUUAUUUGGUGGAAAUACUUGUUAUGGUACCGAAUGUUUCUAUGCUGCAUAUGCAUAUGGAUAAUAAUUGAUUUUACAUGUUGUGGAAGAAAUUUAUGCAUUUUUCCUAAAUUGUCUCCAUAUAUGUAAUAUAUAAUGUUAGAAUAGGGAUUUGAGGUGUAUGU